AUGACUUCAAUCAUUAGAAAAUCGUGUAUUUUUAUUAGAUCUUAUCCAUGGGUAAACGGUAUAUCAAUUUUACACAAUGUGAAGGAAUCAAUGCCUGAGAUCACUCGUUUCAUUUCAAACACCAAUAUGUAUCAAUCGAAAGAUGAAAACUCUAAAGUGGGCACUUCAGCUCUAGAAAUCUAUGGGUUUGCUCAAGUGAAAUCUAAAAAGAAAGAAAGUUUCAUCGAGGUAUUAAGGAUGUACGAAAGCAGAGAUAAGUAUAGACGGGGCCACGUUGAAUUUAUUUACUCAGCCAUGCAACACAUGCAAGAUUUUGGGGUGCACAAGGACUUGGAUGCCUAUAAAAAGCUACUUGACGUAUUGCCCAAAGGUAAAUUUAUUCCAUCGAAUCGAAUGCAAGCUGAAUUCAUGCAUUAUCCAAAGCAACAGCAAUGCGCCAUAGAUGUACUGUGUCAAAUGGAGGAUAAUGGUGUCAUACCCGAUUGGGAGAUGGAAGAUCAACUCUUAAAUAUAUUUGGAAAAUGGGGAUAUCCUUUGAGAAAAUUUUGGAGGAUGAUGUAUUGGAUGCCUAAGUUCAAGAACGCUAGCCCAUGGCCGUUGCCACAGGUUUUGCCAAACGACCCUCUUGAACUAGCCAAGCUAGCAAUAGACAGAAUUACUAGUGUUGAUGUACGGCGUAAAAUUACAGUUUUUCAGUCCGAGGAUCUACCAGAUUCGAUUGACAAAACUUGGAUUGUUUCUUCGAUUAGUCCCGAUCAGAAAAUCCUGCUGGAAAAACAUCCUCCCAAUACUCCUAUUUAUGUAGAAGGACCAUUUAGAGUUUGGUUGAAAGAUUGUCCGCUUAAUUAUUUUAUUCUAAGAGGUGAUAGAAUUGAAAAACCUCAACCAAAACCAACGGAUGAUGAUGAUGUUAGUAACAUUGAUCUACCUAUUUGGAAAUCACCAUCAUCUAAAGCUCUUACAGUCGAUGAGACAGUUCAUGAACAGGAAGAUGGUACAAUUUUUUCUGUUUGUGCAACAGGAACAUCUAGUCGUGACUCGCUCUUAUCUUGGGUUAGGUGUCUACAAGAAGAGAAUAGUGCUUUGGCAAACAUCCCUGUUUUAUUCACACUAAAAAGUCCUUUAGGUGAAGUGGCAUUAUCAGAAAGUGAUUCAAUAAAAGAUGUAAAAAAAAUAGAAGUUGAAUCAAAUAGCAAGGAAGAGUAGAUUUUCAUGAAAAUAAAUGUAUAGUUUGUAAAUAAAAAAAUGCUUUACAGCUACCAAUUAUAAGCAA
Messenger RNA from Athalia rosae (coleseed sawfly), 1273 nucleotides. It is a transcript of the gene ECSIT, whose product is annotated as evolutionarily conserved signaling intermediate in Toll pathway, mitochondrial. The record is from RefSeq and is a predicted model, not a curated record. The coding region runs from base 1 to 1206 and encodes 401 amino acids. The transcript has 2 exons. Gene Ontology annotation, cellular component: mitochondrion. Lineage: Eukaryota; Metazoa; Arthropoda; Insecta; Hymenoptera; Athaliidae.